GACAGUUUUUAUUUCAGUGCGUGGAUUCCUUUCGCUUGACAGUAUUAAGGGCAGGCUGGGCUGUUUAUGAUUUUUUGAACAGACCUUUAUGGCACCAGCCCAAGGUAGGAAAGGAUCUUUUGUUGCUGGGGUUGCCGCUCGCAGGCUUAGACGCUUCUGCAGGGGGAGAAGCUAUGCAGGACAGCGUGCUUGGAAGAACCGUACCCGGGGUUUUCAAUGAUAAACCUCCAGUUUUGGGGUCUUCUUUUCACUUCUUCCUUUCAGAUACGUCAUGACGGAUCAAACAGUUACCGUUUGAUGCAGCUUGGAUGCCUGGAGUCUGUGGCCAACUCGACCGUCGCCUAUUCCUCCUCAUCUCCUCUCACUUACUCUACCACGGGCACCGAGUUCGCCUCCCCGUACUUCUCCACUAACCACCAGUACACCCCACUGCACCACCAGUCCUUCCACUACGAGUUCCAACACAGCCACCCGGCAGUCAACCCCGACGCUUACUCCUUGAACUCUCUCCACCACUCCCAGCAAUAUUACCAGCAGAUCCACCAUGGAGAACCCACUGAUUUUAUCAACCUGCACAAUGCGCGGGCACUCAAGUCCUCCUGCUUGGACGAGCAGAGGAGAGAGCUGGGGUGCUUAGAUGCUUACCGCCGCCACGACCUGUCUCUUAUGAGCCAUGGAUCCCAAUAUGGGAUGCAUCCAGAUCAAAGACUCCUGCCAGGACCAAGCCUCGGGCUUGCAGCCUCGGGAGCAGACGAUUUGCAGAGCUCAGUGGAGGCCCAGUGUGGACUUGUACUCAACGGGCAAGGAGGUGUGAUAAGAAGAGGUGGCACCUGUGUUGUCAACCCCACUGACCUGUUCUGCUCCGUUCCUGGUCGCUUGUCUCUGCUCAGCUCCACUUCCAAGUACAAAGUGACCAUUGCAGAGGUGAAGAGGCGCCUUUCACCACCAGAAUGCCUCAACGCUUCCCUCCUUGGAGGUAUUUUGAGAAGAGCAAAAUCCAAGAACGGAGGACGCUGCUUGCGAGAAAAAUUAGACAGACUUGGACUGAAUUUGCCUGCAGGAAGAAGAAAAGCAGCAAAUGUCACACUUCUGACUUCCCUGGUAGAAGGGGAAGCACUACAUUUGGCCAGAGAUUUCGGCUACACCUGUGAAACAGAGUUCCCUGCCAAGGCAGUAGGAGAGCACAUUGCCAGACAGCACAUGGAACAGAAAGAGCAGACAGCGAGGAAAAAGAUGAUCCUAGCGACAAAACAAAUAUGUAAAGAAUUCCAAGACCUUCUAAGUCAAGACAGAUCACCCCUCGGAUCCUCCAGACCAACUCCAAUAUUAGACCUCGACAUCCAGAGACAUUUAACACAUUUCAGCUAGUGUAGAGGUGCUGGGGUCAGAUCAGCUUCCAACCCGGACUUCUGCCUCCACUGCAGCCAGCUGUACAUCUUCUGCCAUCGUGUCCACUCAGCUCACCUGCAUAGCCCAAGAAAUCUGACUUAAUCAGGUCUAAUAAAGAUGUCUACAUCAGU
Molecule: messenger RNA, 1520 nt
Organism: Cyanistes caeruleus (blue tit)
Lineage: Eukaryota; Metazoa; Chordata; Aves; Passeriformes; Paridae
Source: RefSeq, a predicted model, not a curated record